Musa acuminata subsp. malaccensis (wild Malaysian banana) is the source of this 476-nucleotide messenger RNA. The record is from RefSeq and is a predicted model, not a curated record. Lineage: Eukaryota; Viridiplantae; Streptophyta; Magnoliopsida; Zingiberales; Musaceae.
CCUCCAAUCUAUAAAGUCAUCAUCCUCUCCCUUCUUUUCUCUCUCGCCUUGCUUCUCACUUGUGCCUUUGCUCUCCAUCUGCAGGCGUUAGAGGGCACGAUGUCCGGUACAAGGUCCAGGAUCUCAGAGGAGGAGCUCAAGGAGCUCAUGUCCAAGCUCCAAUCUCUUCUCCCCGAGACCCGCCGCCGCCGCAGCGAACGCAGAGCUUCAGCUGCAAAGCUACUGAAGGAGACAUGCAACUACAUCAAGAGCCUCCACCGGGAGAUCGAUGACCUCAGCGGCCGCCUCUCAGAGCUGAUAGCAACCAUGGACAUGAACAGUGCUGAGGCCGAGAUCGUUCGGAGUCUUCUCCAUUCCUGAGCCGAGUCCGGCAAUUUUAUCUUCGUGUAGUUAUAGGUAGAAGAAGAUCUACAUCAUUAUAUAUGUAGUGUAGCUUCGUCUAUAUAACUUCUUAGGACCGGAGGUAGUAUCUAUCA